Molecule: messenger RNA, 2073 nt
Organism: Brettanomyces bruxellensis
Lineage: Eukaryota; Fungi; Ascomycota; Pichiomycetes; Pichiales; Pichiaceae
Exons: 1
Coding region: 1-2073 (690 amino acids)
Biological process (GO): intracellular protein transport; vesicle-mediated transport
Cellular component (GO): membrane coat
Molecular function (GO): clathrin binding
Source: RefSeq, a predicted model, not a curated record
AUGGGGGAUGCAAAAUUAUACACAAGGGUAAAGGCCUCGGAUAUACUGACAGAACUUAAGAAUUAUGAGAAGAAACCAAGAUCGGGUGUCUAUCAGAAAACAAUACUGAAGAAGAUCAUUGUGAAUUUAUCCAUUGGAGAUAACGAAGUUAUUAUAUUGGCUAGUGAUGUUGUUAGAAUUCUUUUUAAUAUGGGCUAUGAGGAUUUAGAAGUGAAGAACAUGUGCUAUCUUUAUUUAAUAACUUAUUGGAAACAUUGCCCAAAGGAAGCUAUAUCUGCUCUCCCAUUCAUGGUGGAAGAUUAUAAAAGAAAUAGUGACACAUCUGUUAUUGAUGCUUGUGCCGCACUUAAAACUAUUGCUUCAAUUCAAUUGAAAGCGUACAUAGAUGCGUUAACUCCACUUCUUGAAGACGCAUUUAAUGACAGCAAUGCAUCAAUUAGGCGUACUGCUGCUUAUUGUGUUGCCAUGAUAUUCAGAAGUAACGAGGUUGAAAAUCCAGGAUCAAGUCCUAAGCUUCUACAGAUGUUGAAUGACGCACUUGUUGAUGAUGAUCUGGAUGUGGUGGCAGCAGCCUUGAAUUCACUGGGUGAUAUUACAUUAAAUACGGACAAACUAAAAUUAUCUACAGAUAAAGAACACGCCUUGAAACUGACAGAGGGCAUGGCAUCCUGUCAAGAAUGGUGUCAAGUUUCAAUUUUAAAUGCUCUUCUUACGUUUGUGCCACAGGACCAUAAAAUAGCAGCGGAUUUGAUCGAUCUUAUACUUCCGUACUUACAGUCAGACAAUUCAUCAAUCGCUUUAAAUGCACUUAAAGUAAUAGUUUACUUUUCAUACUACAUUAACAAUGUUUUGGAUGUUUUUCCAUCAUUGCCACAGUCAAUUUCGGCGGCGAUCUCUAAUUUAAUGCUUAGACCGCCUGAGGUUCAAUUUUUGGCCAUGAGAAACGUCAUUUUACUUUUACUGGAUAAACCUGCUUUGCUAGACUUGGAUAUCAGGAUGUUCUUUUGUCAGUAUGAUGAUCUUUUAUAUAUCAAGGACACGAAAUUGGAGAUUAUUUUUCUCCUUGCCAACGAGGGAAAUAUGGAUCUUGUAUUAGCAGAGCUUCAAGAAUAUGCCAUGGAGAUCGACAUUCAAAUGGUGAGAAAAUCAAUUAGAGCUAUAGGCAAUUUAGCAGUCAAGAUAGAGCCCACAAGCGAAAAAUGCGUCUCUGUGCUUGCAGAUUUAUUAUCAGAAUCAAUUCCAUAUGUGAUAGAAGAAAUAGCGAUUAUCACCAGAGAUAUUCUUCGAAAAUACCCCGGAACAUUUGAUUACCUCAUUGAUAUGUUGGUGGACAGGGUCAGUCUUAUUAAAGAGUCCGAUGCCAAGACUUCGAUAAUAUGGAUAUUGGGCGAAUACAGCUCAUCUAUAUCUAAAUCUGUUACGCUCCUAAAACAAUUUUCAGAAACUUUUGUGGAAGAAUCAACGGAAACUCAGUUGACGCUUUUGACCGCUAUUAUGAAGGCCCAUACAUGCCAACCAUACAAUAAAGAAUUGCAUGCACUUGUUGAGGAUAUUCUUGAAGUUACAAUCGUGGAUAUCGACAACCCAGAUUUACGUGAAAGAGGGUUGUUUUACUGGAGACUUCUUUCCUCGGGACUUCCGAAUAUUAUUGAUAUAAUAAAACCACGUCUACCCACACUAAAGAAUGAUCAGGCUGCACUUCCGGACCAUGUAAGGGAGGAGCUAGACUUGUGUAUGGGAAGUAUUGCAUCCAUAUACUUAAGGCCGGUAAAGCAGGUUUUUAGACAUUGCAAACCGAGAACACUUUCGGAUUCACCUGCAUUAGUUCGCCAAGAUUUAUCAAAUUCCAGAUUAAGCAAUCCUUUAUACAAUGACAGACGAUCAACAUUAUAUAGAUCCCGAUCCUCUACGUUGUCAUCAAAUUCGGGCUCAUUCAGGAGCAGAAUGGCGUUUACUUCUCAGCGUGUGAAUGAUUUAACAAGAAACGAAAAUAAUGAACCAUCACCAGCCGAAAACAACUCAGAAAGCCAUGGACUUUCUGGUAUUAUGAGGAAACUGUCUUUAAAGAAAUAA